Messenger RNA from Sphenostylis stenocarpa, 495 nucleotides. Lineage: Eukaryota; Viridiplantae; Streptophyta; Magnoliopsida; Fabales; Fabaceae. The record is from the annotation of a GenBank genome assembly.
AUGGUCCUCAAAACUGAACUAUGCCGAUUCAGUGGUGCCAAGAUUUAUCCAGGAAAGGGCAUCAGAUUUGUUCGUGGUGAUUCUCAGGUUUUCCUGUUUGCCAAUUCCAAAUGCAAGAGGUAUUUCCACAAUCGCUUGAAGCCAUCGAAGCUUACCUGGACUGCAAUGUACAGAAAGCAACACAAGAAGGAUAUUGCUCAAGAAGCUGUGAAGAAGAGAAGACGUGCUGCGAAGAAGCCUUACUCUAGGUCCAUUGUUGGUGCCACUCUGGAAGUUAUCCAGAAAAAGAGGACUGAGAAGCCAGAAGUUAGAGACGCAGCUAGGGAAGCUGCCCUUCGUGAAAUUAAGGAGAGGAUCAAGAAAACAAAGGAUGAGAAGAAGGCUAAGAAAGCUGAAGUUGCAGCCAAGUCACAAAAAGCGGGAGGGAAAGGCAAUGUUUCCAAGGGUGCUAUGCCCAAAGGUCCCAAACUCGGUGGUGGAGGCGGGAAACGUUGA